AUGGCUGUCCGACAUGAGAGGUCGGACUCGCCUGUCCGAGCAGAUGAACGGCCCCGUCCGACCUCUCAUCGGACGGCCAUGUCCGAGAACUGCUCGGACAGCCAGUCCGAGGACUCGUCGGACCGGCAAGGAUGUAGUGAAAUAUUUAUACUUAUCAGUCCACCCCCGACUCAAUGA
This is a messenger RNA of Puccinia graminis f. sp. tritici CRL 75-36-700-3, 177 nucleotides long. RefSeq lists its product as uncharacterized. NCBI's taxonomy places the organism in Eukaryota, Fungi, Basidiomycota, Pucciniomycetes, Pucciniales, Pucciniaceae. The transcript has 2 exons. Bases 1 to 177 code for a protein of 58 amino acids. The record is from RefSeq and is a predicted model, not a curated record.